Lachancea thermotolerans CBS 6340 is the source of this 1131-nucleotide messenger RNA. Its product is annotated as transcription activator GCR1-like domain-containing protein. The coding region runs from base 1 to 1131 and encodes 376 amino acids. The transcript has a single exon. Lineage: Eukaryota; Fungi; Ascomycota; Saccharomycetes; Saccharomycetales; Saccharomycetaceae. Gene Ontology annotation, molecular function: DNA-binding transcription factor activity, RNA polymerase II-specific; RNA polymerase II cis-regulatory region sequence-specific DNA binding. Gene Ontology annotation, biological process: positive regulation of ribosomal protein gene transcription by RNA polymerase II. The record is from RefSeq and is a predicted model, not a curated record.
AUGACAACGCCCGACGAGAGCAUUGCAGUGACAAGCAGUGGUGUGAUUCAGAACAGUGUCUCAAACGUUGUGGGAUCCAUGGCAGAGAAGCUGGCGAUACUACAGCACCAGGUUGAUACCUUGCAAACCCAGCUGAGAAGCGAAAAAAAGGAGCGCGAAGCGUUACAAAAGUAUGUCAUCAGGAGACUUAGAGAGUCGCUUCCUAGCAUUUCACAUGAUGAGUUGGGGGGCAGUCCUCCUAUCGUGUUAGAGGACGAGCACUUGCGCGACUUCGACGACGUUGGAGCUAUCUUGGAAGCCACCGAAAUCUCUUCCAACUCCGGGUCAAACGCCUCUCGGCACACCCCCGUAGUCACGACAUCUAAGCGGGCCUCAGGUUCGGACUGUAUCGAGGGUUCGCUGACAAAUGGGCAAAAGGCGAGCCUUGUGGGACUGCAAGACUUAGCAACUAAUUCACACUCUCACACAAAUUUAACAACGCCUUACUUACAGGGGAUGGUUCCUUCUUUAGUACUCCGAGAUUGUGACCAAGCAGGAAGUGGUGAGGAUAUCACAUCUCUAAUAAAUGAUGCGAUGGCCCAAAAUUUAAGGAAAAGGACUCUUUCAAAUGAAUUUCUUAUGCCACAGUCCCAUAGAAACCGCAGUGGAAGUGGAAUAGAGAUCGCACAUCCUUUGGAGUGUACACCCAAUCUCUCUCUCCGUAACAUACCCAUAUUCCCACUCAGACUCAACACCCCCUCAACGCCAAACAAUGCCUAUUCUAGUGCGCCCCCAACUCCCACUUCUCAACUCGGGGAACAAGACAUUAUGGAGAAGUGGGGAAUUCGCUUCUCGGAAAAAUACGCCACGAUCAGUGAUGUCUGGAAUGAGUAUCACAAGAUUGGUGCAAAAGGAGUGUCUAUACGUUCUCUCGAGCAGUCCUUCUCAAACCGCUGGAGAUCUAAUCUUCAUAGGAACGUUAAGAAAAAGUAUAGCCGGCGUCUGAUCAUAAUCAGGGCUAUCGAGACAGGCAUCAAGCGAGGCAAGUCUCUAGAAGAGUGCAUCGAGGUUUUGGAGAAAUUUUUAAAGCAGGCAAACAAACCAAUAUCUCACCUUUAUAGGAAAGCAAAUCUGCCACCGGAGUUUACGUAA